AUGCACCACACCACUCCACCAGACACUUGUUCGAGUUUGUCUGCUGCGAUCGAGUCGAUUGCAGGGAAUGGCCUCGAUGGUCUCCAUGCUGCAGCUAUCGCCCUGCAAAGACCCGACGGACACAUCCAGCUAGAAUUCGCAGCCGAAGACGCCAUCAAUCUACAGCCACCUCGCCCAAGUAAUGCUCGUCCAGAUCAACUCCAGUCGCUACCUGACCCGUCAAGCAAAUCGUUCACGGUCGAUGGGGAUACUGAUGAGCUACUCUUAAUCCCACCACUGAUGAACAUUUGCAUCCUCAUCGUUGGAACUCGUGGAGAUGUCCAACCGUUUCUAGCUAUAGCACUGCGACUACAGGAAGAUGGACACCGUGUCCGACUGGCCACCCACGCUGUGUACCGAGACUUUGUGAUGAGCCACGGUGUGGAGUUCUACCCACUGGGAGGCGAUCCGAAAGAGUUGGCUGCUUACAUGGUCAAGACGGGUGGUAAUCUAAUUCCCAUGAAGAUCAAAACGUUGACCGAAGACGUGCCGCGCAACAUGCAGAUGAUCAACGAAAUUGUCUUCUCCACGUGGCCUGCGGUAUCCGAACCGGAUCCGGACGGAGAGGGCCCGGACGUUCCUGGUCCACCAUUUCGAGCCCAAGCCAUCAUUGCCAACCCUGUUUCGUAUGGACAUAUUCACGUGGCUGAACGUCUCGGCGUCCCGCUCCACAUCAUGUUCCCCCAACCAUGGGUACCUACCAUGGCAUUCCCACAUCCACUAUCGAAUUUGGCGUACACUGGUAAAUGGCAGAAGAGGAACUACCUCUCCUACAAACUUGUCGACUUGAUCAUGUGGCAGGGAACAGAAGGGGUCAUCAAUGAGUUUCGAACGGAGGUACUGAAGCUGCAUCCGAUCCGCAAUGGAGAUUCAGGUUCCGAGUUACUCUUGGACUUGAAUAUUCCGCACUCAUUCAUGUGGAGUCCUCAGCUUGUACCAAAGCCAUCAGACUGGGGAGAUUUGUACGAUGUCAUUGGCACUGUGACGCUGAAGGGGCCAGCAUCCGAGUACUCUCCAUCUCCAGAACUUGAGGCUUUUCUUGGUAACGAUGGAGGUCCUAUCUUCGUCGGCUUUGGCUCCAUGGUGUUAGCCGACCCUCUUGCGACUACGAAAAUGAUCAUUGAAGCGGCCACACACGCGAAGAUGCGAGUACUGAUCCAGUCGAGCUGGAGUGAUAUGGCUGGCGAUAUUGACAUUCCAAGUAACGUCUUCUUUAUCGGCAAUUGUCCUCACGACUGGCUCAUGCCCAGAGUAUCUGCUGUUGUUCAUCACGGUGGCGCUGGCACCACAGCCGCCGGGUUACUCGCAGGAAAGCCCACCUUCAUCGUGCCAUUCUUUGGAGAUCAACCGUUCUGGGGUCAAGCUGUAGUAAGUGCUCGGGUAGGAGUACCGCCCUGCCCCAUCGCCCAACUUACGACUGAAAUAUUGCAUAAUGCCUUCGUUGAGCUUGCCAAUCCAGACCUGCGUAAGCGAGCAGAAGCCAUGCGUGAUCUAAUGCUGCGAGAAGACGGUGCUGGAGAAGCCGUACGCAGGUUCUAUCAUCAUUUACCGACGCAAGACAUGUGGUGCGACUUGGAUCACCAACGUAUCGCCAUGCAAUGGAGCGUUCAUGACCGGAUUAAGCUUUGUGACCGCUGUGCCUUCAUCGUACGAGAGCGUCCAGAGAACCAAAAGAAGAAAUUCGUUCGCUACCACUGCGUCGAUUAUUCCGCUCGAGGUCCCAGUUCGCUGCUGACAGGAGUUGCCACAGGCGCCAUCGUCUUCGCACACGAGUUGACUGGAGGGUUAACAGGUGUCUUGCUUCAGCCAGCAAAAGGAUUAAUUAAUGGCGGUGUUGUCGGUGCUGUCAAAGGAGCGGUCGCAGGUGUGUACUAUUUGUUGGUUCGACCGGUCCACGGUGCUGUGCUCUUCGCUGAUCGCGCAGUGGCCGGCCGAAAAAAUUCCAAGCGAGAAGAAGGCCACCGCAAGCUGAACAAUGUCUUCGAUCGUCAUCUGAUGGCAGCCUUGGGGGUACAGGAUGGCUUGGCAGACACGUUUUGCGCUGCCACUAGUCCAAAUGCAGUGGAUAUCGUGAUUUUCGCGCGCAGAAAAGACCGCAAGAAGAUGUUGGGGAGGAUGAGGCAGUCCGUGAGGCAUCGGUAUAGUGCUCGCUACGAGUCCAUCUUGUUGUCCCAGCGAGCUGAGAAACUACAGGCUUGCAUGCAGCAGUUGCUCUAUCCAACCAGUGCGGAAAGCUCAGGCUUAAACAAACAGCGUAGAGCUUCUGGUUCAGCAGUACAACCACUUUUUCGUCGUGCUAGUAGCAGAACUAUGUCGGACAGAAGCGUUGCGUCCGUUAGCUCAUCUGUUGAAGAUACCAGCUCGGGGGCACGGAGCGAACCAGCUAUAAAACUCCGCCUGGCUCGCCUUACGUCAGCCGGGACGGUCAAACUGACCCUUGAUAUUCCAAGCGAAUCGGCAAACGCUGUAGAUUUAUCAACCAUCGCGGAAUGGGAGGCAUACACUUCAUCUCACGUAGACACCACCGAGUCGGCCCAACAAGAUGUAAAGAUCAAAAAGUCAAAGCCGUCAACCCCACGAAUACCACACAUGAAUGUGUGUCUUGCAGCUAUCGGCACAUGGGAUAACGGAGUGAAGCAGUUUGUGGCCAUUGGGAUCAAGCUCAAGGAACAGGGACAUCGCGUGCGUGUUGCACCUAACGAACGCUUUCGCACUGAGAUCAUGUUGCGCGGUUUGGAGUUUUAUCCACUUGCUGGGGCACCCGAAAGUGUUCAGGAUUUUGCCAAGUUUGUGUACGAAAGUCAAAACGCAGCGCGGGCGGCAGUUCCUGGUCGUCUCGGUACAGGCGCCAUUCAAGCCUUCAAGGAGCUUAUUUACUCGCUGUGGCCAGCAGCGUAUGGAUCGGACCCUCAUGGCGGCGGUGCAAACAUUCCUGGAGUUCAUUUUCGCGCAGAUUCACUCUUUUGGCAUCCGCUGCUGCUUGGUCACGUUCACGUAGCAGAACGACUCGGGAUUCCACUUCAAUGCGCGAGUUUGGAUCCUCUCUCCCCGACAUACUCUUUUCCUCAUCCUCUGAGCUCCAUCAACGGCCUUGAACCGGCAAUCAUGACCUUGAGUCAGAGCAACUUGCUGACGUAUGGCGUUGUUGACACCACACUCUGGCACGGCGGUGUACAAGAAGUGUUGACCCAGUUUCGCGCCUUCAUUGGUCUCAACAAACGUUGCGAUCUACCUGAUCCUUUGGUUCGAUGGGAUAUUCCCCACAUUUACCUUUGGAAUCCUGCGCUUCUACCGAAGCCACUGGGCUGGGGAGCGGAGUUAUCAGUUGUUGGCCAUGUCAUGCUCGGCAAUACUGACGGCCUCAGUCGAAGCAAACGUAAGAAGCGCGAGAAAGAGGGCAAUCGCUUCAAGUGGCCCAGCCAGCUCGCUGAGUUCGCAUUUGAGACGCCAUCACCUCCAGUCAUAUACUUUGGCGUAUCAACGCGAGCCAUGGCACGUGAUGAUCUCGACGAAUUAUUGCAGAACAUCGACGCUGCAGCCACUACCUCAGAGCACCGAGUACGCAUCAUCUUUCAGACUCGCGAGGUAGGCGACAAAAGUCGAGCACCCUACCGGUCUGCCAGUGUCCUUCAGGUUCUCAGCGAUCUCGAAUACGCACGCUUCUUUCAAGAGCCGAACGUGGUUGCAGCAAUCCACUGGGGAGAACCCGACAUCACUGCAGAAGCUCUCUCGGCUGGUAAGCCCGUAGGCAUUUGCGGUACACAUUCAUUGCAGCACUUCAUGGCCUGCGUGUGUGAGCAUGCUCAGGUUGGUCUGCCACUGAUAGACUGGAAGACGUGCACAGUCAAGUCGCUGGCUUUGAGUUUCAGGGAUCUCCUGAAGCCUGAACUCCGAGAUAGAGCCAAGACUCUUUCAGCCACAUUCGAUCGAGAACAGCCAGUCAAUACCGCAGUAAAGGCAUUUUACGCGAACUUACCACUCGAGGCGAUGCGCUGCGACGUGGAUCCCAGCAAGCUGGCACGAGUGUUUGACCCACCCCACACGCUCAAGCUCUCACUUCCAGUUUACGUGGCGAUCCGCGAUAAAACGAAGGUUUUUGUGCCGUACAAGCCACUUCGGUUCGGAGGCAGCCUUCCCCCGACAUUCUCCAUACUCGGCAAUCCGGUAAACGUAUCUCACCAAGCCAAACCUUUCCGCCAGGUUGAUGCUGUCCGCCAAACCCUGGAUCUUCUUGAUGAUAACGGCCAUCGGCUGAGCAGUAGGACAUUAAGCUGCACUUCGAUCGUGUCUAAUCCCGGAAGUCUUGUCGCCACUCCAGAGCAGAUCGAGAUGUUUUGGUCUUCUGAAGAAGAGGAAGCCUCAGCGCGUAAGGCCACCACUGUAGCUUACGAACGUCUCGUUAAGAAGCCGCAGCGCACCACCAAACGAGAAGCAGUCAUGCGCUUCUUCAAAUUUCGGAAGUCAACACAGCGUCGAGAAGCAGAACAGUUAACCAUAGUAGAGUAAAUAAUCACUAAUGUAACUCGUUCCCAGUCCCUAGGAAAGCACAGUAACCAAACAAAUUCAGUCCAUAAACCUACAAUGAAUUGAAUAAAACGAAUCUAUUCCGAGUG
Molecule: messenger RNA, 4652 nt
Organism: Phytophthora nicotianae INRA-310
Lineage: Eukaryota; Oomycota; Peronosporomycetes; Peronosporales; Peronosporaceae
Exons: 1
Coding region: 1-4545 (1514 amino acids)
Biological process (GO): carbohydrate metabolic process
Molecular function (GO): UDP-glycosyltransferase activity; hexosyltransferase activity
Source: RefSeq, a predicted model, not a curated record